Messenger RNA from Oppiella nova, 360 nucleotides. Lineage: Eukaryota; Metazoa; Arthropoda; Arachnida; Sarcoptiformes; Oppiidae. The record is from the annotation of a GenBank genome assembly.
GUGGCCACCACUACGACCAUCACAGCGGCCACAGUAGCCGCCCCUCCCGCCACAGUAGUCGAUGAUAAUACCGCUGAGGAUAAUAGGGCUGCGGUGGCGCUCAUGGCUCUCAAGACACCGGCGUUGGUGAACACCGUCGCGCCCGCCGUGAAGACUGAUGGCUGCCCGUCCAGUGCCGGCGAAUCCGUUUGUGAUAAUACUAUUAGCGGUCAUAACGACAGGAAACGCAAGAAGAAGUCGAAGAGACAUCGCCACAGAAGUGGUGCUGAAGAAGUGCCUCAUAAGCGCAUCCACUUGUCGUUGGACAAGGAGUCGGAGCUAUCCGUAAGUGCUGUUCAGAUAAUGCUUUUUUACAAAUGA